AUGCGGCUGGUGCUCUACAAACAACUCAUCACACUAUCCUCUCUGUGUCCGGCCUGGUUCUUAGCCCAGUCCAUUACAUCCAACACCUACCAACAGGGCAAAGACAUGGACAGCUCGUGUACCCUGACAAGUGCCCUGCUGCCCCCGGAGCCCCUCACUCACCUCGGCCGGCUGGAGAGCGCGGAGGGGCGGCUGCGGAGCCGAGCGGAAGGCGGGCGGAGGACACCCCCGUGCUGCUGGUACAGAUCCAAUCCAGAUCAACUUGACCUUCUCCGGGACGGAGUGCGUAGAUAUCUGCAGCUCCCAGCUGACCAGACUGUGCUUAUACUGCAUGCAAAAGUCGCACAGAAAUCAUACGGCAGUGAAAAAAGGUUUUUCUGCCCCCCACCUUGUGUUUAUCUGACUGGACCAGGAUGGAAACUGAAGCAGGAACAGAUGAAAGCGAGGGAUUUGGGAGAGGCUGGUUUCAGGGUGUGCGGGUACAUGGGCCUGGACAGCAUGGGCAGCAGCCACAUGGAGACCCAGAAACUCAACUUUGAGGAGCAGCCAGACUCCAAGGAGUUCAGCUGUGCCAAAGCGCUCUACAUCUCAGACACGGAGAAGAGGAAGCAUUUCCGGUUGGUUCUGAAGCUCUUCUUCAGCAAUGGGCAGGAGAUUGGCACUUUCCAUAGCAAGCUGAUCAAAGUGAUUUCCAAACCCUCUCAGAAGAAGCAGUCCCUGAAGAACACAGACUUGUGCAUCUCAUCUGGGUCCAAGGUUUCCCUCUUUAACCGCCUCCGUUCCCAGACAGUCAGCACCCGUUAUCUAUCCGUAGAGGGUGGCACCUUCAUCGCUAGCGCAAGGCAAUGGGCAGCGUUCACACUGCACCUGGCUGAUGAGCACUGCAUCCGGGGUGAGUUCCCACUGCGGGAAGGGUACAUUCGCUACGGCUCCGUAGUCCAGCUCAUCUGCACAGCCACCGGCAUUACCCUGCCUCCCCUGAUCAUUCGGAAAGUCACCAAGCAGUACGCCAUGCUGGAUGUGGAUGAGCCCAUCUCCCAGCUCCACAAGUGCGCUUUCCAGUUCCAGGGCAGCAACCGGAUGUACCUGUGUCUCUCAACCGAGAAAGUGAUCCAGUUCCAGGCAUCUCCGUGCCCAAAGGAAGCGAACCGUGAGCUGCUGAACGAUGGCUCCUGCUGGACAAUAAUUGGAACGGAGACUGUGGAGUACACGUUCAGUGACCGCCUGGCCUGCAUUCAGGAUCCCGUGAGCCCAGUCCCACUUAUAACCAUGCUGGAGCUGACUGGCGGAGGGGACGUGGCGAUGCUGGAGGUGCAGGGCGAGUACUUCCAUGCAAAUCUGAAGGUCUGGUUUGGAGAUGUGGAAGCUGAGACUAUGUACAGGACCCCCAAGUCCUUAGUGUGUGUGGUCCCUGAUGUCUCGGCAUUUGGCAGCGACUGGCGAUGGCUGAGAUACCCCAUCACUGUCCCACUCUCGCUCAUAAGGAACGAUGGGCUGAUCUACUCCAGCUCGUUCACAUUUACUUACACCCCAGAGCAGAGCUUCCUCCCUGCCCUACAGGUCCUUCCAGAGCUGACACAGGACUCUGAUUCCUUACUCAACAGCAUCCAUCAGGAAUUCACUCGGACCAAUUUUCACCUCUUCAUGCAGAGCUAGCAAGCCUGGAAUGGUGGAGGAUCUUCAUAGAAACAGGGCUUGGAACAAGGUCUGCCAGCAUCCCUGAAACUGACAUUAACACUGAGAGAUUGGUACAAACAUCCCUGUGGUCUGUAAGACAUGGGGUUUGCCCCCUCCCAAGUGCUCUAUCUGUCCAUAAAAUACCCAGUCUAUUCUUU
This is a messenger RNA of Chelonia mydas (Green sea turtle), 1835 nucleotides long. It is a transcript of the gene RBPJL, whose product is annotated as recombination signal binding protein for immunoglobulin kappa J region like. Gene Ontology annotation, cellular component: nucleus. Gene Ontology annotation, molecular function: RNA polymerase II cis-regulatory region sequence-specific DNA binding; DNA-binding transcription activator activity, RNA polymerase II-specific. Bases 1 to 1656 code for a protein of 551 amino acids. The transcript is spliced from 12 exons. Lineage: Eukaryota; Metazoa; Chordata; Testudines; Cheloniidae. The record is from RefSeq and is a predicted model, not a curated record. Gene Ontology annotation, biological process: regulation of transcription by RNA polymerase II.